UGCUGCUGAAAAAUCUACUUCUAUUCUUCUUGCUAAAGUCUGGUCAAGUUCUCGUUUGUUUUGUUCAAUUCUAAUACUGAAACAACAACUAACUUGCAUAGGCCUACACAAAAGGCUGCCAUCUGGUAUCAGAGUUGUUGGUUUGUAGAAGCGAUAUCAGGUCCAAGGUGAAGAAAGAAAAUCCUUAAAACUCCAUGGCAGCCAAAAUUCCAAUUUUUGAUGGUACGAACUACACGUUUUGGAAGGUGAAGAUGAGAACUCUAUUUCUAUCUAUGGAUUUGUGGGAAACGGUAGAGAAUGGGUGCGAUGAUGAGAGUGACAGGGAGAGACAAAAGAGGGAUGCUGCAGCUCUUUCUCAAAUCCAGCAAGGCGUCUCAGACUGGAUCUUUCUAAGAAUCAUAGAAGCUACAAAAGCGAAAGAAGCUUGGGACAUUCUUCAAACAGAAUAUCAAAGAGAUGGGAGGGAAACUGGAUCUGUUUUUGAACUCGCAAACUUCUCAAAAUGGAAGGAAACCAUUUCGAUAGUGGCUACACUUAUAGCAACGGUGACCUUCACAGCAGGUAUCACCAUGCCUGGUGGCUACAUUGUUGAUAGCAAAGACCCGAACCAAGGAAUGGCAAUUCUAACAAGAAAAGCAGCUUUCAUGGCUUUUGUGAUAACAGAUACCAUUGCCCUGACAUUAUCCGUUUUGGCAGUGCUUACCCAACUCUAUAAUAUUGCUGACAACCCGAUUGUAAUCAAUAAGCAAAUUGCUUUAGCUUUUAUUCUUACUACUUGUGCUCUGAUUGCAAUGUUGGUGGCAUUCAUUACAGGGACAUAUGCUGUGUUAGCACCUUCAAGGCUUUCUAUUUCAGUUUGUGUCAUCCCUCCCAUUCUUUUGUACAUUUGCCUGGCUUACUGUGUGUUCUUCCUACCUCGAGUGAAAACCGAAGCCAAAAAAUCAAAAAGCCAACCCACUUUCUAAACGGAGCCUACCACUUCUCAAACGAAGGCUUAGCUUCCGUUUGGAAAGUGGGUUGGCUUUUUGAUUUUUUUAGCUAUUUUAGCUUGGGCUAAAAAGCUUGGUUUGGGAAGG
Molecule: messenger RNA, 1076 nt
Organism: Camellia sinensis
Lineage: Eukaryota; Viridiplantae; Streptophyta; Magnoliopsida; Ericales; Theaceae
Cellular component (GO): plasma membrane
Source: RefSeq, a predicted model, not a curated record